Molecule: messenger RNA, 398 nt
Organism: Vicia villosa (hairy vetch)
Lineage: Eukaryota; Viridiplantae; Streptophyta; Magnoliopsida; Fabales; Fabaceae
Product: large ribosomal subunit protein eL29z
Exons: 3
Coding region: 55-234 (59 amino acids)
Biological process (GO): cytoplasmic translation
Cellular component (GO): cytosolic large ribosomal subunit; ribosome
Molecular function (GO): structural constituent of ribosome
Source: RefSeq, a predicted model, not a curated record
UCUUCUUAACUGAACCCUAGCGCAAAUCAAUCGUCUGAACCACCGAAUUAGGAAAUGGCGAAGUCGAAGAAUCACACCGCUCACAAUCAAUCUUACAAAGCACACAAGAAUGGCAUCAAAAAGCCAAAGAGGCAUCGCCACACUUCAACCAAAGGGAUGGAUCCAAAGUUUUUGAGGAACCAGAGGUACGCAAGGAAGCACAACAAGAAAAGUGGAGAAAUCGCUUCCGAGUAAAGUGUCGAUCUGUAAUGGCCUUUUGUAUUUUCAUCCAAUAUUUGUCUUUGAACUAUAGAUUUUAUGUUAAAUCUAUACUCUGAUAUUGUUUUCAAGGUUUUUUAAUUCAGAGGAAUUGUAGUACUCAGCAUUUUUGCUCUAUUUUAAUUGCUCACAUUCAAUCA